AUGGCAUCGUCAGAUAAAACAAUUCAAAUGUCUACAAAACCAAAUGCAUUAUUAGAUAAAUUUAAUGCUGAAUGUACUAAUUAUUUACAGUCGGAAUUAAAUAUUCGACUAUUAUCUUCAUCAUCAUCGAUGACGAAUAAAUCAGUAGCAUUUGAGCAUUAUUUAGCUGAAUACCAACAAUGUAUAGAUGAACAAAUAAAUUUUGUUAAUUAUACCAAUGAACAAAUAGCUUUAUUAGAUGCUUUAAAAUCAUAUGAAAUAAUGAUCGAUAAAUUUCUUGAACGUUUAAAAUCAACACAUGAAUAUGAAUUAAAACAGAAUGAAGUAUUUGAACAAAUUUUACAUGAAUUAACUAAAAUAAAUCCGUCAAGCAAAGACGAACGUAUUCGACUUAUAGAACAAAUCGAUGAACUUAUUGCCUAUAAAGCGAAAAUAAUAGAUCAUACUGCUGAUAAUAAAUCAACAACGAAUAAACUUAUUGCAAAAUCAAGCGAUACAUUCAAAAAUAUUUUAUGA
This is a messenger RNA of Rotaria sp. Silwood1, 516 nucleotides long. The record is from the annotation of a GenBank genome assembly. NCBI's taxonomy places the organism in Eukaryota, Metazoa, Rotifera, Eurotatoria, Philodinida, Philodinidae.